ACGUUCUCGGCACUGACCAGCGUGGCGCGCGCCCUGGCGCCGGAGCGCCGGCUGCUGGGACUGCUGCGGCGCUACCUGCGCGGGGAGGAGGCUCGGCUUCGGGACCUGACAAGAUUCUAUGACAAGGUGGUUUCUUUGCAUGAGGAUUCAGAAACCCCUGUGUCUAACCCUCUGCUUGCCUUUACUCUCAUCAAACGCCUACAGUCUGACUGGAGGAAUGUAGUACAUAGUCUGGAGGCCAGUGAGAACAUCCGAGCUCUGAAGGAUGGUUAUGAAAAUGUGGAGCAAGACCUGCCAGCCUUUGAGGACCUUGAGGGAGCAGCAAGGGCCUUGAUGCGACUGCAGGAUGUGUACAUGCUCAAUGUGAAAGGCCUGGCCCGAGGCGUCUUUCAGAGAGUUACUGGCUCUGCUGUCACUGACCUAUACAAUCCCAGAAGGCUUUUCUCCCUCACAGCGGAUGACUGCUUCCAAGUUGGCAAGGUGGCUUAUGACAUGGGGGAUUACUACCAUGCCAUUCCAUGGCUGGAGGAGUCUGUCAGGCUCUUCCGAGGGUCUCAUGGGAAAUGGAACACAGAGGAUGAGGCAAGUCUAGAGGAUGCCUUGGAUCACUUGGCCUUUGCCUAUUUCCAGGCGGGAAAUGUUUCAUGUGCCCUCAGCCUCUCCAGAGAGUUUCUUCUCUAUAGCCCAGAUAAUAAGAGAAUGGCCAGGAAUGUGUUGAAAUAUGAAAAGCUCUUGGCAGAGAGCCCCACCCAGGCAGUAGUGGAGGCUGUCAUCCAGAGGCCCAAUGUACCCCACCUGCAGACCAGAGACACCUACGAGGGGUUGUGUCAGACCCUGGGUUCCCAGCCCACUCACUACCAGAUCCCUAGCCUCCACUGCUCCUAUGAGACCAAUUCCAGUCCCUACUUGCUGCUCCAGCCCGUGCGGAAGGAGGUCAUCCACCUAGAGCCCUAUGUUGUUCUCUACCAUGACUUCGUCAGUGACUUGGAAGCUCAGAAAAUUAGAGGGCUUGCAGAACCGUGGCUUCAGAGAUCCGUGGUGGCGUCAGGCGAAAAGCAGUUACCAGUGGAGUACCGCAUCAGCAAAAGUGCCUGGCUGAAGGACACUGCUGACCCCAUGCUGGUGACCCUCGACCAUCGCAUUGCUGCCCUCACAGGCCUUGAUGUCCAGCCUCCCUAUGCAGAGUAUCUCCAGGUGGUGAACUAUGGCAUUGGAGGGCACUACGAGCCUCACUUUGAUCAUGCUACGUCACCAAGCAGCCCACUGUACAGAAUGAAGUCUGGGAACCGGGUUGCAACAUUUAUGAUCUAUCUGAGCUCGGUAGAAGCUGGAGGAGCCACAGCCUUCAUCUAUGCCAACUUUAGUGUGCCUGUGGUCAAGAAUGCAGCACUAUUUUGGUGGAACCUGCAUAGGAGUGGUGAAGGGGACAGUGACACACUUCAUGCUGCCUGUCCAGUCCUGGUGGGAGAUAAAUGGGUGGCCAACAAGUGGAUACACGAGUAUGGACAGGAAUUCCGCAGACCCUGCAGCUCAAGCCCUGGAGACUAAGAUGUUGGCAGACAGAACAUUGGUGGAGUUCUGUGGCUUUCCAGAGAAGCCAGAAGCCAGAAGCUGGGGGAGGAGGGGAGAAAGGGGAGUAGCCUUCUGGAAGAGGGCCUUGUCAGCAUUGCCUGUUCCUCACAGAUGGGAGACAAGGAAGUGGGCUUUCCCAGAGAAUCUACCUUGUUUAUUCUCCAGCUCCGAGUCACAGUAGAGUGGACAAUUCAAAGGACUGGGCAAGAAGGCUGGAGAGAGGUUUCUGGAGCUCACACACUCUGUUGGGAAUAGGACAUAUCAACAGUCUCUGGGGUUUGGUUAGUGGGGCUUUUGCCAUUCUGAACCUUGACCAUAGGGGCCCAGGAGUGGCAAUGAGGACACCUGUAGGCAGUCUAGCCUGGCUCCUAUGGCUUUUUGCCCUUCUGCGCAACUUCUGCUGAAGACUGAGCAGAGAGUGUCUCUAUAUUGGGAGUGUACCUCAUAUGAUACUUUUUAAGCAGAAAGCAAUUUCUUUUUUUAUGGGACGAUUUUUUAAUAAUGCUACUUUUUAAAUCGGGGACAUGUUUUUUAAUGCUACUUAAUAGCAUAAAAAAUGUAUACAAAUCGUUUUUCACAACCGAGAAUAUUCUUGCGUUAUAACAUUGAGUGAAAAAAAGCAGAGCGUAAAAUUUUUAUGCCAUAAUCUCAACUCGGCUCACCUCCCACUGCUCCCCUCUCACUACAUUCCAGACACAGGGCAUUCUUUCUGUUCCUCAAAACCACCACGCUCAUAGUCCUCAACAUCAUGCCCGCUUCUCAGGUCUUUGUAUUUGCUGCUCCCUCGGAUCCUCCCCUGGCCAGCUCUUCUCAUCAUUCCACUCUUGGCUCAGUGUCAUUUCAGAGAGGCCUUCCCUGACCACCUGACCUUCCAGCCAUUUUCUUUCACGUUUACUGAUUUUAUGUUCUUCAUAACAUGUUUCGCAAAUUGAAAUUACUUUAGUCAUUUGUUUAAUUGUGGCCAGUUGCCUUCCCUGCAGGGUGAGUGCUUUAAGACCCCACUGUACUUUGUAAAUGCCUCUAUUAUAGCCCCCAUCUCACUGAA
Messenger RNA from Pteropus alecto (black flying fox), 2617 nucleotides. It is a transcript of the gene P4HA3, whose product is annotated as prolyl 4-hydroxylase subunit alpha 3. The record is from RefSeq and is a predicted model, not a curated record. The annotation marks the transcript as partial. Gene Ontology annotation, cellular component: endoplasmic reticulum. NCBI's taxonomy places the organism in Eukaryota, Metazoa, Chordata, Mammalia, Chiroptera, Pteropodidae. Gene Ontology annotation, molecular function: protein binding; L-ascorbic acid binding; iron ion binding. The transcript is spliced from 14 exons. Gene Ontology annotation, biological process: peptidyl-proline hydroxylation to 4-hydroxy-L-proline.